Fimicolochytrium jonesii is the source of this 1071-nucleotide messenger RNA. RefSeq lists its product as uncharacterized. The transcript is spliced from 4 exons. Gene Ontology annotation, biological process: L-leucine catabolic process; ketone body biosynthetic process. Lineage: Eukaryota; Fungi; Chytridiomycota; Chytridiomycetes; Spizellomycetales; Powellomycetaceae. Bases 241 to 840 code for a protein of 199 amino acids. The record is from RefSeq and is a predicted model, not a curated record. Gene Ontology annotation, molecular function: hydroxymethylglutaryl-CoA lyase activity.
UCGUCGCUCUGUCGCCCGCACGCUCUUUCGGAGGAGGAGAAGGAGAAGGAGGUAUCGCCGACAAGGGUGGAGCAUUGCGUCGUCAAUACAACGAGGAAAAUCGGCCCACGCGACGGUUUGCAAAACGAAAAGACCAUCUUCCCAUCGUCCGCCAACAUCGAAUCUAUCAACAAACUCUCCUCCACCGGCCGCCCCGUCCUCGAAUCAACCUCCUUCGUAUCUCCGAAAUGAGUACCUCAAAUGGGAGACGCGACCGCUGUUCUGGAGGGAAUCAAACAGAGGGAGGGUGUGUGGUAUCCCGCACUGACGCCAAAUUUGAAGGGAUUAGAGGGUGCGAUUGCGUCUGGGGUGAAAGAAGUCGCCAUCUUUGGAGCUGCCAGUGAAAGCUUUCGUGGGAAGAAUAUCAACUGCUCAAUUGAGGAGAGUUUGAAGCGGUUUGAGGAUGUUGUUGCUAAAGUACGUGUUGGCUGUAGUAGGCUGCCCCUACGAAGGCCCCAUCGCUCCCACAAAGUCGCACAGGUAUCCCGCCGCAUGUACGACAUGGGCUGCUACGAAAUAUCCCUCGGCGACACGAUCGGAGUCGGCACCCCUGGCAAGUGCAGCACCAUGCUAGAGCACCUGAAGCAGGUCAUCCCCAUUGAGAGUCUGGCGGUGCAUUGUCAUGAUACAUAUGGGCAAGCGUUGGCGAAUAUCCUGGUUUCUUUCAUGGAGUACAUACGCGUAGUGGAUAGUUCUGUCGUGGGUCUAGGUGGCUGCCCCUAUGCCCACUGCGCAACCGGCAACGUCGCCACAGAAGACGUCCUACAUGCUCCACGGCCUCGGCUACACCACGGGCGUUGACCUACCCGGCGUCGUCUCGGUUGGGAACUGGAUUUCUGAACAGUUGGGCAGGAAGAAUGCUUCCCGCGUUGCGGCUGCUAUGACGCGUCCUGCGAGUAGGGAGAACGCGGAGGAGGCGGCGGCCAAGUUGUGAGGCCUUGCAGGGUUGUGUGUGUGUGUUGUUUACAUCUGAUUUUGCGUCGCUUGCUUGAUACUCUCCGCUUACCGCACGUAGAUAGUGUGAAAUAGAUA